This is a messenger RNA of Dujonia railenensis, 606 nucleotides long. The record is from the annotation of a GenBank genome assembly. Lineage: Eukaryota; Fungi; Ascomycota; Pichiomycetes; Serinales; Debaryomycetaceae.
AUGGAACUGCUUCCCAGCGAAAACCUUUCUACGAUAAAAAGUUUGCUUCUGUCCCUAUCGAAUCAACUCAAUGAAUCGAAUAGUCAUAUAGCCUUACUAGAAUCUAUGUCUAGAGAGAUAGUACCAAAUGAAGAAAUACUAUCGCAAAUACCUAGUCCAAAGUUGAACGAUGAGAACGAAUACAACAGUGACGAAGGUAUUGACUAUGAGAAAUCUACAAUUCAACGCCUAGAAGAAGAGAGAAUGUCCCUUCUAAUGGACAUUCAGAAGCAGGACUUUGUCACUGCGAAGCUAAAUGAUAUAGUACAGCAGAAUUUCGAAAUCGUACAGUCUAUUAAAGAGUAUUUGCUACGCUCCAACCAGAUUCAUCAGGACGAAAUAAAAAACAAUAAUCUAAUUCUUGAGAAGUACACCCAUAACAUCAUAGCAUCUAAUGAAGAUAAGCUCAAGAUCAACUUGGUUGAUUUGCAAAUCGGAACAAAGAGAAUUCAAGAACUUCUUAUAAAUAUAACGAGCUCACUACAACAGAAUGAGCUGAACGACUACAGGGAAAAGUUAAAUGAGUUAAUACGUGGAUUAAAUUUACUUCUAGACAAAGAGUUCUAA